Molecule: messenger RNA, 432 nt
Organism: Aspergillus niger
Lineage: Eukaryota; Fungi; Ascomycota; Eurotiomycetes; Eurotiales; Aspergillaceae
Exons: 2
Coding region: 1-432 (143 amino acids)
Source: RefSeq, a predicted model, not a curated record
AUGAAUAGGGGAAGGGAAGGAAAAAUGGUGAGACUUCGCCGAUCCCCUUCGGGGCCCUUCCCCAGACUGUCUUGUCUUUACUUCUUCCUGACUGUCGGGUUCUCACCUUCAAGGGAUUUCUGGAUUGUUUUUCUACCUCGAGCUGACCUGGCUCUCUUCUACUCUUUCUUCUCUACUUAUUUCCCUGGCUACUGCCCUCAGGAAACUAUUUUGCUUUGCGCCUCUCCAUCAUCCUCGAAGCUUGUCCUACACUUGCAUUCUGCGCCUUCCGUUCCUCUAUACAUUUUGCGCGGAUCAAUUCAUCUGCUCCUCCCAUCCUCCUCCUUGUUGAUCAUCCUCGCGAAUCUUUUUUUCUCUCUCCCACCCCCUUCCAUUCUUCUGCUCCUCCCCACCUUCUAUCAUUCCAGUUCACCCGCGCAAUUCCCUUCUUGA